AUGUCUACGUCCAAUCGUCACUCAAAUCAAUUCGAAGUAAAAAAGAGGUUGCAUGUGCCUUGUACUAGUCAAUCUAGGUGUAUUGAUCGUGACUUCCAGACACCGCCGAUGCUGCCCAUGGACUCAAAUAAUACGCAGGUAGCUACCCACCGAGAGUCAAUUGGUAAUAUAAAGCGUAUGUUUGCACGUAAUAAGUCCAAAAGCUUCGAUAACCUCACCCAUCAGCCCUCGUUUGAAGAGGCCAAAGUCGUUCACAAGAAUACUUUCAGAUCUCUUAAUGCUAGAACCUCAGUAAACUCUCUCGCAAAAUCUACGCCUCUGAUCCAGCAACAAGUCUACAAGACGCCGAUUAAAACUGCAGACUGUUCCAAAAGGACAAACUAUUUAGAUGACAAGAUAGUACCCAAAUAUAGUCCGGAAUCCUCGAAAAGGCGCUAUUCGCAGCAGACAACAGAAUGGGAGGCCCCAUGCUUAUAUGAGGCAUAUCCUCAAGCCUUAAAGUACUCCUUUCUCCCGGCUUCGACCUUAUCUGCCGAAACGAUCCUACGCACAAGCAGUUAUAGACAGGGUAAUAAACCAUCUCAGGAUCUCCUGGAGCAAAGAUCAGAUCAACGCCAUCUCAACCAAGCAAGUAUCCAAGCAGAAAGCUUAGUACGAAAAAGGAUUGUAAAUACAAAAUCUCUUCACAAGCGAAAAUCAACCAGGGUGUUGGAGAAGCUAGAAUGGACAAGAAAGAUAUACGUCCUAGUUCCAUCUGGCUACUUACUGCAAUAUUCCGGAGCAGGGCCUGUAGAUCGAGUCCCCGAGAAAAUUAUGAAACUGGAGAAAGACUCUGUCGCAUUCGCAAGUGAUGUGAUUCCUGGAAAACAUUGGGUUCUCCAGGUUUCAAAUGCCCUGAACUCUGAUGGAACUUCUGCUGAUACCCGCUCCUUGCUUUCUCGACUCACUCAGAGAGGCUCAGAAUACAAGAAAAUUGCCACAAGCUUCCUUUUGGUUCUAGAUAGUGCUGAAGAGCUAGUAUCUUGGAUUACAGUCCUGAGAAAGGAAAUCAAUACUUUGGGAGAAGCAAUUCAAAUAUCAGAAAAGUCGAAGUGUUACUACGAAAAACCCCUUCCGCCUCUAGAGUUGCCACGUCGAAGAGUUCUCAUCCAUCGAAAUUCUGAUCUAUCGCCCGAAGCUCAACGGUUAGACAUGAUUUCACCGAAGCCAAACUCGAAUACAGCCGAUAAACGUAGGAUGGAAGGAAGGCCAAGAAGUGUGUGCAGCUCAAAGUCAGGCCGGCAUUCACCUCUCGCCUUUCGUCCAUCGACUGGCGAUUGUUCUACUCCCAAUAGUUUUAUUUCUCAUGACGGAAGAAGGCUACAAAGUCUUAGCGGUAGCCAGCAUCGCUCUUCAUAUACGUCCUCUGGCCAGCGCACUCUCUUGACAUCUCCAGGAUCAUCACCCUGCAGCUCGCCUAAUAUAGAUUCGUGCGAUAGCUGUCAUUCCCAAAUAUCAGCCAAAGACUCAAACUCGAAGCCACUCUGGGCGGGCCUAGCUGAAGUCCGGAAAAGCACGACGUCAGUAAAAUAUACGGAACAUGAGCAGGAUUAUUUCAAUUUUAAUCGAACCAGCGGGCCAUCCCCUGGGAUACUACCACACAGAUCUACGUUGACUAUUAAUUAUUCACAUCAAAGCUCCUCCAUCAAAGAAUCGUCAACGUUUGCCAGUCACACAGUUAAAUCUACCCGAAAACUUACAGACCCCUCUACGAAACCACAAUCCAACUCAUCCCAUAUUAUACACCUCCAUUGCCCUAAAACCUCAUCUCAAAUCACAGACUUUCAGCCAACUAACCGUAAUUCACGAAGAACAUCACAGCAAGGUCCCAUCCAUAGGAUCAUCCCUCCCACUCGAGAAAGUGGAGAUGCGACGACGCUGUUUCAAAAUACAUUGGGCCCGAGUUCGGAAACUACGGCGAAGACUGCACAAGUUGGAUCGAAGUAUUCGGGCCCGCGUGUGCGGGAGUCUCCCGAGGGCAGUCGAAGGAGAGGAGAUCGAGGACGAACACGUAGGGAGAACAUCAAUGGCGAACCUCGAGUUGAGCUAGAAAGUGCCUUCCCCUUCAAGCUCUCUCACGGGUCACGUCGCUCUCGGCUUCAGGUUGAGUCGCGGUGUCUAUACAAGGCACAGCUCACUUAUGACGAUGACGAAGACUUUAUCACCGUCAAGCCAUCGCGCCGGGCGAGUAUUUCUCGCGCUAUCGAUGCGCCAAAGAUGCGACGGGUCUCGUCGGACGACGGGCCCCUAACGACACUCAGCUACGCGCAUCACAUUGCGCAUCAGCUUGCCUCGCAGUGUCAUUGGCGCCCGAGUAAAUGUGCGCACUCAUCAUCGUCAUACUAUGUGAAGCCAGGUUCAUAUUGUUCGCGCGACACGACAUCGCCCGAAGUGCCUCGCGCCACAGCGCGACCACGGCGUUCGCUACUUAACAUUCUGCAGAGCUCGCCGCCCAUGCCGCCGCCGAGCUGUGCGCUACCACCCUUGCCGACGGUAGGGCGCAGGGGCCGAGCGGCAGAGCCUGGUGGGAAUGGGUGGGAGGGAGGUCGGGCGGCUGCGGGUGGUUGA
Blumeria graminis f. sp. triticale is the source of this 2607-nucleotide messenger RNA. The record is from the annotation of a GenBank genome assembly. NCBI's taxonomy places the organism in Eukaryota, Fungi, Ascomycota, Leotiomycetes, Helotiales, Erysiphaceae.